Acaromyces ingoldii is the source of this 1824-nucleotide messenger RNA. Its product is annotated as putative FEN2-pantothenate permease. Gene Ontology annotation, molecular function: pantothenate transmembrane transporter activity. Lineage: Eukaryota; Fungi; Basidiomycota; Exobasidiomycetes; Exobasidiales; Cryptobasidiaceae. The coding region runs from base 102 to 1580 and encodes 492 amino acids. The record is from RefSeq and is a predicted model, not a curated record. The transcript is spliced from 4 exons. Gene Ontology annotation, biological process: pantothenate import across plasma membrane. Gene Ontology annotation, cellular component: plasma membrane.
CUCUGCUAUCUCGAUGCCCUCCCUUCUGACACGAUAGCCUUAUUCAACGGUCGUCUUUGUCGCUUCUCCCCCUCUGGUGGCGCAAGGGCGCACAGGCAAGGAUGGCAGGCCGAGUCGCAAGGGGCCUUCACUGGCUGAGGGUGUUCGCGUGGGGCGAGCCGCCGGCGGACAAGGCCGAGCGGCGGCUGCUCUUCAAGAUUGACUGGUUCGUCUUGUCGUUCACCUGCCUCGUCUAUUGGAGCAACUACCUCAACCGAACAAACUUCAGCAAUGCCUACGUCUCGGGCAUGAAGGACGAUGUCGGCUUCAAAGGCAACCAGUACAGCGUGGUCAACACCGUCUUCACCGUCGGCUACAUCGUCGGGCAGGUGCCCAACAACUUGAUGCUGCAGGUGUGCCCCGCAUACAUCUGGCUGCCCCUCAUGUCCCUCGUCUGGGCUGCCCUCUCGAUGGUGACGGCCGCUGCGACGAAGCCGGGCCACGUCAUGGCCAUCCGCUUCUUCCAGGCCAUUGCUGAGUCUUCCACGUUCUCGGGCACCCACUACCUGCUCGGCUCGUGGUACAAGGAUGAGGAGCUGGGCAAGCGCUCGGGCAUCUUUGCCUCAUCGGCGCAGCUCGGCAGCCUCUUUUCGGGCGUGCUCCAGGGCGCCAUCUUCAAGAACCUGCAGGGCUACCGGGGGCUCGCCUCGUGGCAGUGGCUCUUUCUCCUCGACGGCUUCAUCGCCGUGCCCAUUGCUGUGUACGGCUUCCUCUGUUUUCCCGGCACGCCCACCAAGGGCCGCCGCAACGGCGCGUGGUUCCUGACCGAGGCUGAGCGCAAGCUCGCCGUCGCGCGAUUGCCGCCCCGGCCGCAUACACAGCUCGGCUGGGACCUCGUCAGGCGUGUUCUGGGGCGAUGGCACUGGUAUGCCUUUUCGGCCCUCUUUGCCAUCUCAAGCAUGCUCGAGAGCGUCGGCAGUAACGGCCUCAUGCAACUCUGGCUCGCGGCUGAGAAUUACCCGCCGCAGGACAGAAACUACUACCCGCUGGGCGCAACGGCGGUCGCCAUUGUCGCCACCAUCCUCGCUGCCAAUGCGAGUGACAUGACGGGCAAGCGCUGGCCUGUCAAUCUCGUUAUGGCUGGCACGCUCAUCUUUACGUCCAUCGUGCUUCUCAUCUGGAAUGUGCCAUACGGCCUCAAGUUCUUUGCAUGGACCAUCUCUGGCGUCGGAUACGCCGGCCAAGCCGCCAAUUUUGCCUGGUGCAACACCGUGACGCGCAACGACGACCAGGAGCGCGCCGUCGUCAUUGCCUCGAUGAACCUCUGGUCCAACGUCGUGCAGGCCUGGUGGUCCAUCACCUUCUUUGCGGCCGACUUGGCGCCCAGAUUCCACCGCGGGUGGAUCGCGACCAUCGUCGCCGCCGUCGUCACGGUGCUCGUGGCGCUCGUCACACGACACCUCGACUACCGAGAAAGGCGGCAAAGCCCAUUGGCAUUCGCACCAGCAUCCACGACGGGGCCGCCGAGGCCAGAAGACACAGAAGAGCGGGCGUCAUUAGAAGAGAAGCGGCCCGCUCCGCCAUCACCAAACGAGGCGUGACCCUUCCCCCACCUCAUGGAGCUGCUGCCUCUCUCUGCGUGCUCUUGCUGCUGCUGCGCGGCCGUUCCCCGGGCCGGGGGCUCCGGGUUCAGCGCUGACAUCAUUCACGUGAGCACUGACUUUCGGCCUUACGGUAUUUGUGAAAUGGCAAUUCUUGUAUCUUAACCGGCCUCGCGCCGAGGGCUCGCUGCUUGCUGCCCGCUCGGCCAUAGCGCGAAUACAAAAAUUGGCUGUCAUCAAAAGG